Molecule: messenger RNA, 5178 nt
Organism: Aethalodelphis obliquidens (Pacific white-sided dolphin)
Lineage: Eukaryota; Metazoa; Chordata; Mammalia; Artiodactyla; Delphinidae
Gene: ATP8B3
Product: ATPase phospholipid transporting 8B3
Biological process (GO): phospholipid translocation; Golgi organization
Cellular component (GO): trans-Golgi network; plasma membrane
Molecular function (GO): ATPase-coupled intramembrane lipid carrier activity
Source: RefSeq, a predicted model, not a curated record
GUAGUGGGCGUUCCGGUGAGCUGAGAAUGUGAGGGAGGAGGGCGUGUCCCUGCCCCCUGAUACGCUUUGAUUGGAUUCUGGCCCACAGCAUUCGUCUAACCCCGGCCGGGUUUCCCCCGGCUCUGGCUCCGGUGGGGCCAGAGCUCAUCCCGGCUGUGGCCCCACGGGAUGAGCCUCACUUUUCCUCAUCUGGUGAAUGGGCACUGGCCUUGCUCGGGCCCCCAGGAGCAUCAGAGCUGGCCCUGAGCCAGGCCCUCCCUCCCCCUGGGGGCCCCGGGACCAGUGACCCAGACGCCAGCAGUCCCUGCCCUGGGAGGUUCCAAUUUCAUCAGGCAGCCCAGACAGGGGAAGAAGCAGAGGAGAGAGGGUGAUCAGAAAUGGGAUGGGGGAUCCCGCAGGCAGAGGGGAAGCCCAGAGGAAGCGGCAGAACAAGGCUGGGCAGUACCCCACCAGCACGGGCAGCCUCGCGUACUGAGAAAACCUUGAGGAGGAGAAGAACUCGGAGUUCACCUGGGAGGUGCAAGCCAACAACCGGUCCUACAACAACCAGUUCAAGGAGAAGGUCUUCCUGUGCUGGCAGAGGAAGAAGUACAAGGUGGUCCUGAGGACUGCCAAGUACAAUGUCUUCUCCUUCCUGCCCUUGAACCUGUACCAGCAGUUCCACCGCAUGUCCAGCCUCUACUUCCUUCUCAUCAUCAUCCUCCAGGUGGGGCGGGUGGGGCAGCCCCAGGGGUCAGUGCCUGUGCCCACUCCACUCCUCCUACCUGCUCAAGCCACCUCCUCCAGGAAGCCCUCCCUUCCCACCUUCCCACGUGGCUCUGUAGACCCAGGGUGGUCCUACCCCGUGUUUGUCUGUGUGGCUGGUGAGUCAGUGUCCAGCCCCCCUCACACUGGGAGCACCCUCAUGGCUGGGUCCCCACUGCCCAGCCCAGGGCCUGGCACACAGGAGGCGCUCAAUAUAUGUUGGAUGCUGAGGGUGCAUGGGUGGCCCCUCCAGACAAGACUGUGGGUGGUGGGUAGGUUGGGUGACCCCAGGCAGAGGGAGAGGUGCCCGGGUGAGGGGGCAGGGGUUGGCGGGGGUGCCAGCGCCGCCUGCCCGCCCGGGGCCCAGUCCUUGGCCGAGCAGACCCUGUGGACACUGUGCAUGGCCUGCAAGGAGGUGGACGAAGACAUGUACGAAGAGUGGCGCCAGCGGCACCAGGAAGCCAGCAUCCUGCUGCAGAACCGUGCCCAUGCCCUGCACCGGCUGCUGGGAGCCACAGACGUCGAGGACAGGCUCCAGGACGGUGUCCUCGACAGCAUCCAGUGUCUUAAGCAGGGGGGCAUCAGAGUGUGGGUUCCCGCAGGGGACAAGCAAGAGACAGCGGUGAACAUCGGCUUUGCCUGCCAGCUGCUCUCGGAAAACAUGAUCAUUCUGGAGGAGAAGGAGAUUGUGCAGAUCCUGGAGGUCUACUGGGAGAGCAGCAAUAGCCUGCAGGGUGGCAAGAAGGGCCACCUGAACAAACAGCUCCCCCUGCAGGUCAAAAUGGCCUUGGUCAUUAACGGGGAGUUCCUGGACCAGCUGCUGCUGUCCCUGCGCACGGAGGCCCGGGCCCUGGUCCAGAACGUGAGCUUGGAAGAGGAGGAGCCCUGGCAGGAGCCCAGAGAGGAGAGGGCGGACUUCCUGCAGGCCAGACGCCUGUCCCUGGUGUCUGCGGACAUCGGCAUGGGGCUGGCGGGUCAGGAGGGCAUGCAGGCGGUGCAGAACAGCGACUAUGUGCUGGCCCAGUUCUGCUUCCUGCGGCGGCUGCUGCUGGUGCAUGGCCGUUGGUCCUACACGCGCGUCUGCAAGUUCCUGCGCUACUUUAUCUACAAGACACUGGCCAGCAUGAUGGUCCAGAUCUGGUUCACUUUCUACAGCGGCUUCACGGCCCAGAAGGAGGAGGAGAGCAUCACCGUGGAGCCCAUACCCCAUGUCCUCCGGGAGGCACGGACCCGGCACUCCAGCUAUGCCUUCUCCCACCGGGAGGGCUAUGCGGACCUCAUCACACAGGGCACAAUUCUGUGGAGGUCACCAGGGGUCAACAGCGACACGCUGGUUGGUCACACGAGGCCACCUGAUGAGCUGCCCUCAAGCAUGGAGGAGUCCUCCUGGUACCCCGGGAGGAUGUCGUUCCUGGAGCACCAGGGGAAGGUGUCCUCCGAGGAUGUUCAGCCUGCCUCCGAGGUGAGCUCAUCCUUGCCUGUGGAUGGGCAGUCCUCUCCUUAUCAGGAGAGCCAGCACUCUCUCACCAAAAACCGGCUGUCCGGGUCUCUCCAGGAGAAGUUGCCGAAGAGGCAGGAGGGGUCACUGUCAUAGGAACCGUGGCCAUAUACUCCCCAGAGUCUGCCACCAACCAAGGAGACACCACUAUCAGUGGAGGAGAGCCAGAUGACUUCUUCUGAGAGCCAGAUGCUGCCUUCAAGCCAGCUGUCUUUGAAGAGCCGGUCAGCACACUUGCAGAAGACAUUCCUCUGGAAGAUCCGGAAACUGUCCUGGAAGAACUGGCCGUACACCUGGCAAAAGGAGCCGGGCCCUCCCAAGGAGGGGAUGGGGCCAGUUUCCAACUCGAACCUCACUGCUGUGAUGGAAACUCCACCACCAACUGCAAGAGGAUCAUCCACCAGCGAGCAGCCGAUGGCGGUGGAACCCUCCCCUGUGGAGAAGCAGCCGUCGCCCAUGGAGUGGCUGCCAGGGCCCAGCGAGGGUCAAACUCCACCUGAUCCGGCAGGGCUGCCGCCCUCACCUGAGGAACAGCAGUGACUGCCCAGGCUUAGUAAGUGUCACCCAGCAUCGUGAGGCCUUCCCCCAAAGACAGGGGCUCCACCUGCUCCUCUUUCUCUAAUAAACCACGGUCUGUCUGACCCCAGGUCUCCUUGAGGCUCUCUCUUCCUAUACUUCUUUCUGUGAUGUCCCAUGAAAUAGUUCUUUUCUGGUUUUAAAAAUCAAAACACUGACCUCUAGUGGCCUGAUGGGGGAUUUGCAGGGAAAGCUGGGUUUCUUUGGGUUUCUUUACCCUGGGGUAAUGUGGAUAAAAGCUUUAUUGCUCUCAGAAGGGAGAAGGGUGCUGAGCAGACUCUGCUUACCAGCCCUGGCUUCCUGCCUGCAGCCUGCUGGCUUAUCUCAGGGCAGUUUAUAAGGUCCAGUCCUGACACCGCCCAGCCUUUUCCUCCACUGGGCUGCCCUGGUUUCUUCUCAAACAAACCACCUUACACUUUAGGCUCCAGAAGGCAGUGGUCAGUGACACCUCAGAAGCAGAGCCCAGCAAGAUCCGAGGCUCAGGUGGCCCAAAGGCCCUGUGGAGUGUGGAGCCCUGUGGGGGCAGGGGCUCAGGGAGGGCUGAGUUCAGAGCAGAGAGGGGUGGGCUGGGAGAGGCCCGCUUCCACUUUCCCUCGUCCCCUUCCUCCUUCAUGGAGGGUGAGCCCCAUGCCUCCCACUCCUGCACCAGCCCCUCCCCCCCCACCAUUCAGCAAAGGCACAAGCCCAGGUGAGUGACUAGAAAAUAAUUUAUUGGAGGGAAACAAAACAACAAAUCCAGCACAGCAAUGGUUCACAGCGAUGAUGAUAUAUUUUUUUAAACUUUUAAGCCUGUCGCCUGAGGGUAGGGUGGAGGGGGCCUCUGUUCCCUCUAGCCCUGGGGGUUCGGGGGAGGACUUUGGACGACCCAAAUCGUGUGUCCCCUGAAAGCAGCCCUAGCGUCCAGUUGUGAUUACACACUCAGGGCCACAUGGCCUCCUGGCCGCCCUCACCCCUGGUGGAGACAAUCCUCCCAAAGACCAGCCCUUGGGGGGCCUGCCAGGGAUACAGGAGACCAGGGAGCUGAUGGGCUGGUGUGGCUGAAACUGCUUUGGGCCAAGAAUGUGAGUGUCCCCAGUUCCAGCCGGUGCAGGGGCCCCGGAACAUGCCCCACCCCACCCCCCGCCCUCAUUGCAGGUGGGUUGAACCUGCGCCCCCAGGCCCAGCCCUCCAAACUUGGGCCUUCUGUCCUUCAGGGUGUGAGAGACCCCCUUUGGCCACCCAAACCCACCUUACCUGGGGCCUGUCCUGGAAAGUGGGUUCUCCCCUGGUGGGAGCGUGGGCCCCGUGGCAGAAGAGUCACAGUCCGGGAGACUGUCCCAGAGCCCCCUUUCAUGAUUUUUUGGGGGCCCCUUUGUUCUCUGGGUACCAGUGGGGGCUGGGAGGGAGGGCUCCGCAGGUGUGCACCCCCUACCUCCCAGGCCAGACAGAAAGGUGAAGGCCAGGCCUGAGGGAGCUGGGGCGUGUGGGUGGAGCCCGGGCAGGUGCCUGCCUUGGGGGGGUUGUCUCAGGAGGGCCCUUCAGAUCUGAGGAAGUAGGGGUACACCCCACCCCCCACCAACCUAGGCGACAAGACUCGAAUUGGUUGAUUGUCUCCUCUGAACAAGACACUUGGGAAUUCAUGCUAACGUGAGACCAACCGACCGAGCGGGGGGCCCGAGGUGGCAGUGACGCCCACUGGUGCCCCAGGACCAGGAGCCGGAGGGACUCUGGUGCCAGGAGCUGGAGGCCCCGCCACCAGCCGCCUUCCUUCUGCACCUGAGGCCCGUCCACCCACCGCCGGCUAGACACAGAUCCUUGGAAAGGGGGGAGAGUAACACAGAGCAGCGCCGAGGAGCACCGAACAGCACCGACUGGGGCAUGAAACACAAGAUGCGACACGGAAUCCCGGGGCUCCGGCCCCGCGGCCCCGCCCCACCCCCACCCUUCCACCUAGUACAUUAUCUUCAAGAAAAAGUACAUUAGUCAUGCAUCAAAUCAAAUUCCAUUGCGUCUUUUUUUUUCAUUUUUCUUCCUUUUUCUUAAAUUACAUUUGAACACAGAACACAUAGAAUAAUAAAUACUCUUGUAAGACAUGACUUCAAAAAACAAGAAACAGAACACGCCAGAGAACAGAAAGGUAUCCAACGCUCUCUCUCUCCUCUCUUUCCUAAAGGACGCAUUGAAAUAAGAAAUCUGUAAACGCCGCAGGUCCUUCCUCGUGCGCUCCCAGACUCUCUCUCUCGCUCAUGCUCCCCCGGCCCUUUGCCUCUGACCACCCAGCUUCCCCUGCCCUGACAUUCAACGCGUCUCCCACGGAGCUCACCAAAAGAAAUGACAUACCAUCGUCUGCAAAAUUAUAAUUUAACGGUAUAAAGCUUCAA